AUGACGAAGCCUCUCACAUUCGUACUGAUGAAACUUCGAUUCUUUGAAUACACCCGAGGUAGUGAGGACCUUACUUUGAUGGUUCCAAUAAAAUUUCUUUGCGCCAAAUCCCUAAAGAAAAACAAGGGUAAGGGAAGAAGUACCUUACAAGAAGACAUGGGGAGUGAUGAUGCGGAAUUUAUGGGCACUGCAUCGGAUGGAGUCGGUCUCUCAGACGAGCUGAGCGAGAUCGAGGAUGACGUUGCGAGUGACUUUCAUCACGAGAGUGACAGUGAAGAAAGUGAAGAACACGACGAUGAAAUUGAGGGUUACACUGAGGACCAAACAAGAAACGAUCCCAUGCAGGCAAAGUUGGAUGCAGGAUUGUUAAAGGGGAUAGAGUUGGAGGACUUCGUGUCUGAACAGCAGCCGGAUGCCCUUGCUCAACAAUCGAGGGCAGCUAAAGAAAGAGGUGUGGUUCGGAAUAAGUUUUUCAUGUGUGGUGGGGUUGCGGGUAUUAAGAUGGGAGGAUCCUUUGAAUGUUCAAAUUGCCCUAAGAUCUCCAAUUGCGCUAAAUUAGCGCGAAAAUUAAGCGAGGUUGACCACCAUAUUUGGAGCUUCAAUCAACAGAAUUUCCUUUCUCUCCUCACCACACCAACUCCAUACCAACUUACAGUAAAUAUGAGAGCCAAGUGGCGCAAGAAGCGCACUAGGCGCUUGAAGCGAAAGCGUCGCAAGACUCGUGCCAGAUCCAAGUAA
This is a messenger RNA of Sclerotinia sclerotiorum 1980 UF-70, 738 nucleotides long. RefSeq lists its product with no specific name. NCBI's taxonomy places the organism in Eukaryota, Fungi, Ascomycota, Leotiomycetes, Helotiales, Sclerotiniaceae. Gene Ontology annotation, molecular function: structural constituent of ribosome. The record is from RefSeq and is a predicted model, not a curated record. Gene Ontology annotation, biological process: translation. Gene Ontology annotation, cellular component: ribosome. The transcript has 6 exons. Bases 1 to 738 code for a protein of 245 amino acids.